AUGGGCUCGGCCGUGGUCUCCGCCUCCGAGCCAGCGGACCCGCUGGCCUCGCUCUCCAGCGACCAGACGGCGCUGCUGACGGCCGCCACGCUGGCCGCCGCCGGCCGGCCCGAGCCGGACGCCGAAGACCCGCUCACCGGCGUGCUGGACGCCAUCGCCGGCCUGCUUCCCUCGCAGAGCGAGCUCGACCAGCUGAUGGAGGGCUCCGAGCCGACGCCAGCGCCGCCCGUGGCGCCGGUGGGCGAGGCACGCAUAGACCCGGCCACCUGCCAAGUCAACCUGCUGAACCAUCUGAUGCAGAUGCAGCUGGCCCUGCAGCAGCGUCUGGACACGGUCGAGCAGCACCUCACGGCGCUGGAGAAGGUGGCCGACCUGGACGCCUCCUGGGGCGGCGAGCAGCCCGGCGGCAGCGCGCGCCAGCUGCUGCAGACCGUGCUGCGGGACGUCCAGCUGGUGGAGCGCAUGGCUCAGACCAGCUGACGGGCCAGCACCAGGCCCGGCUGAGGCCGGCGGAGCGGCGCGGGCGCCGGCUGCUGCAGACCGUGCUGCGGGACGUCCAGCUGGUGGAGCGCAUGGCUCAGAUCAGCUGACGGGCCAGCACCAGGCCCGGCUGAGGCCGGCGGCGCGGCACCGGCGCCGGCUGGGGACCGUGCCCGCGGCGGGGCGGCUGCAGCCGGCGAGGAACACGCUGCGGUGCUCUGUUCGCGCCUCCCGUGCGAGUCAUCUGAGCGUGUGGACGUUGGUAAUGAUGAUUGCAGUGCAAGCCUGUUGUCGGGGUGAGCUGCGCUGAAUAGUCGGGACAUCUUUAUUGUUUGUAUUGAAGGUUUUGUGGCCAUUCAGCGUUUGCUUUCGUGGACACCUCUUGGUGGUUAUAAGUGCAAAGAGUGUGAAACUUAUGUGUUUUUGUCAUCUCACAGCUGGUCGUAAAAAGCGUGUUUGCCGUUGGGCGCCGGAGUCCAACUCGGCUUGUUGUGCGGGGCUGCACUGCCUGUGUUACUUGUGCAGGGCUAUACUACUUGUGCUGCUCACGCGGGCCUGUGGCUACAAUGCCGUAUUGCGUUGAAUGACUUGCUUUUCGCAAAAUAAAUUGAUGCCUCUGUUCCUUU
Messenger RNA from Pollicipes pollicipes, 1106 nucleotides. RefSeq lists its product as uncharacterized. Bases 1 to 480 code for a protein of 159 amino acids. The transcript is spliced from 4 exons. The record is from RefSeq and is a predicted model, not a curated record. NCBI's taxonomy places the organism in Eukaryota, Metazoa, Arthropoda, Thecostraca, Pollicipedomorpha, Pollicipedidae.